CCGCCGGAGCCGCCGGAGCCGCCGGAGCCGCGAUGCCUAAAGGAGGGAGAAAAGGAGGCCACAAAGGCCGGGCACGGCAGUACACGAGCCCCGAGGAGAUCGAUGCACAACUCCAGGCUGAAAAGCAGAAGGCCAGGGAAGAAGAGGAACAAGGAGAAGAAGGUGGAGAUGGGGCUGCAGGUGACCCCAAAAAGGAAAGGAAAUCACUAGACUCAGAUGAGAGUGAGGAUGAAGAAGAUGAUUACCAGCAAAAGCGCAAAGGUGUGGAAGGCCUUAUUGACAUCGAGAACCCCAACCGGGUGGCACAGACAACCAAAAAAGUCACACAACUGGACUUGGACGGGCCCAAGGAGCUUUCAAGGAGAGAACGAGAAGAAAUCGAGAAGCAGAAAGCAAAAGAGCGUUACAUGAAAAUGCAUCUAGCUGGGAAGACAGAGCAAGCCAAGGCUGACCUUGCCCGGCUGGCAAUCAUCAGAAAACAGCGGGAGGAGGCUGCCAGGAAGAAAGAAGAAGAGAGGAAAGCAAAAGAUGAUGCAACUUUGUCAGGAAAACGAAUGCAGGCGCUCUCCCUGAAUAAGUAGCGCGGCCUAAGGGAAGAGAUACCGGGGAACUGGGCCAUGUGGCCAGGACCGCUGCUGUCUCGCCCACCCUGUGCCCUGUCACCGCUGCAGCAGCCCCUCAAGACAGAGUCCCCCACUGCCUGGGGCCUCCUUUUCACCUUGGCGCAGAAAUUGUUUGGGGGAUGGUGGGGGGGGCUGGGGGGAGGGGGCAGCUGCUAUCUUUGAGACAGAAAGAUGCAGGACAGCAUUUCACAUGUAACCAUUCAAAUGUUUUUGCUGUUUUUAGAAUUCAGAACCUUUAUGGUGGGUGCCUGGGAGGUGGGUAAGAAAAGCCGCAAUUUGUCUAGUAGGUUGCACGGUAGGGGGCAGUUGUGUUGGGUGGGAGCUGCUGUUGGUGAGUUUGCGACAACCAGCCCAUCUGUGUUGCCUGGGUGCUCACUCAGGGCCUGUCAUCUGGGAGCCUGUACCCCUGGGUCCCUGAGGGUCAUGGCUUCUUCCAUGACUUUCCCUGUGCCCUUCUCUACCCCAUUCCCAACCUUCUGACCAAGAAACCUCUGUUUACUGUGUAGCACCCAGGCAAAACAUGCUCUACAAAUUCAACUUGUAUAUUUGGCAGAUUAAACUUGACAUUAUCUUAAUCCUUGU
Molecule: messenger RNA, 1205 nt
Organism: Molossus molossus (Pallas's mastiff bat)
Lineage: Eukaryota; Metazoa; Chordata; Mammalia; Chiroptera; Molossidae
Gene: PDAP1
Product: PDGFA associated protein 1
Exons: 6
Coding region: 33-581 (182 amino acids)
Cellular component (GO): cytosol
Molecular function (GO): RNA binding
Source: RefSeq, a predicted model, not a curated record